AUGUUGACUCCAGCACCUCGUCUUAGUGACGCGAUGGACAACAACGCGAUGGAGGUCGAUAGCCCUCAGACCAAUGCCCUCGAGGGCAAGACCCCGACAUAUAUGCACAAAUUCACGCAGUUCCCGGCAGAAGUCCGUCUGAACAUCUGGGAGAUAGCAAUGGCUGAAGUGCCGCCGCCAUACCGUCCCAAGCAGCGAUUCCGAUUCAACAUUGUCUACGACGCCGCAAGAGUCAAGCCGAAUCAGGACGCGUCCUCGGGCUGGGUUGCUUGCUUCUCGCCUGUGAAAGGCCGCCACCCUCAGUGCAAUAUCUUCCUUCAGGCGUCCUUCGAGACUCGCCAGAUCCUCUUUCGCUCCAUCUCUAUGCUGAAGGUCCACGAAUUGCCUAUCAACGCACUCGGCCAAUACAUGGCUCCGCGCGAGUGCCAAAUUCCAUUUGAUCUCAAGAAGGGAUACUUCUGCGUGGAGGGCAUCACCCACGCGUUGGAAGAGGCUCAAACGGACAAAGAGGACAAGAACGCAGUCUGGGAUCCCAAGACGCUGCCUCUGGCCCGUCUUCUCGACAACGCUCAUGGCCUUGGAUUUGCCCACCGUAUCAAGCACUUCGCCAUCAUCCCCCAUCCAUCAGAUUUCCAGCUGCCUCAGCCCGGCCAAUUCCCGCCACCCGGACACUUCUUCCAGACGAAGAUUGCACGCAACAUGGCCGUGGUAGCCCAGCGAUUUCCUAUUCUGACAUCAUUAACUUCCGUCGUCCCAUUUGCUCUCAAUCCGGGCCAGUCGCAAUCCAACCGUUUUGAUGUCAGGGGUCGCUUUGUGUCCAAGACAUUCAGCCUGGUGGGCAAGCGCAAAGGUCGUCUAUCCAAGAUGUCGGUGGAAGAUCGUGACGUCCUGUUCGAAAAGGCGUGGAUACGAAUCUUUGAGAGUCACUAUUGCCGGUACAGAAUCACCGCAUGGGACUGCGACUUUUCCAGACUUUUCAUCCCGGAGCUAUUCGAUGGCAGCGAGUGUGUGGUCUGA
Diaporthe amygdali is the source of this 1017-nucleotide messenger RNA. RefSeq lists its product as uncharacterized. The record is from RefSeq and is a predicted model, not a curated record. Lineage: Eukaryota; Fungi; Ascomycota; Sordariomycetes; Diaporthales; Diaporthaceae. The coding region runs from base 1 to 1017 and encodes 338 amino acids. The transcript has a single exon.